This is a messenger RNA of Babesia bigemina, 978 nucleotides long. RefSeq lists its product as hypothetical. Bases 1 to 978 code for a protein of 325 amino acids. NCBI's taxonomy places the organism in Eukaryota, Apicomplexa, Aconoidasida, Piroplasmida, Babesiidae. The record is from RefSeq and is a predicted model, not a curated record. The transcript has a single exon.
AUGGGCAUACCGAGGCAGUGGCAGCCGCACGAGGUACUGGCGUACAUCAUGGACGCGUAUGACCAGCUCCUGGAUUGGGACGACGUCCUGGACGAAAGCAACAACGGCGGCGACGCGUCUUCCGACGCCGAAGACGCCCGACGCGACCACGUCGAGUGGUGCCGCCAAAUUGGACUCAGGAAGUUCGUGCUGCUCUUCGGAGACAGCGGGAUCGCUGUCAACGAGAUACCGCUGCAAUAUCGCAGGACCGCCGACCCCAGCCACGCACCCACUGCCGGCGCGCAAAGCAGGGCACAUGUGGUCAACGAGCAGCCAGACGCCAUGGCGCUCAUGAUAUUCGAAACCGAGGCGUAUGCCAUGCAGUUUUGGGCAGCGAUGGCGUCCAACUGCAUCAAGGCGUAUCCCUCCACCAUAGUGGUGGCACCGGACCCCUCGGGGUGGCGCAUCUACACGGAGGCGAUCGCACUGUGGUUCAACGGGGAGGUCAUGGGGCAGUUGGCCCCGGCGCAGGUGCAGAACAACCUGGCCAAGGACAAGCAGAACGACGACCUGCUGGCGGUGCUCACGACCAACAAGGCGCAGGACGAGGGGACGACGAAGCAGAAGACGAUACCACAGCUCACGUUCGUGUCGCCCUACAUAUCGAACCCCGACGACGCCAACGAAAUCGCCAACGCACUUACCAAAAUCGGAAUCAAGUGCAUGUACCACAAGCCGUCGAAAAUCAUGUCAUUUCAGUUCCCCAACGAAACGCUGUUCUCCACCCUGGCGCUGUGCCACCGCUUUUUCAUAUCGCCUUCGGGCUCCAGGGUGCACUGCUGCUUCAUCAGGUGCCUGGGCAAGUUCCUCCCCGUUGUCAAACGGACCAACGUGGAGCACCUCUCGAGCUCGAUCGAAAAGAGCAAGACCGCGCCGCCGAAGCCCUGCAAAUUCAAGCCGCCCAGUGUCGGUAUCGUCACCAUAGAGGGUACCCAAUAA